Messenger RNA from Naegleria gruberi, 2871 nucleotides. Its product is annotated as kinesin-1. Bases 1 to 2859 code for a protein of 952 amino acids. Gene Ontology annotation, biological process: microtubule-based movement; mitotic spindle organization. The record is from RefSeq and is a predicted model, not a curated record. NCBI's taxonomy places the organism in Eukaryota, Heterolobosea, Eutetramitea, Acrasida, Naegleriidae. The transcript is spliced from 8 exons. Gene Ontology annotation, molecular function: ATP binding; microtubule motor activity; microtubule binding.
AUGACAGAGGAAUUUGGAGGAAGUAAUAUUCAGGUCGUUUGUCGUUUUAGACCCUUGAAUACGCUUGAAAAGCAGAUGGGUGGCGGAGAGGUAGUUGAUUUUGAUGGAAAAACAUGUAAAUUAAAUAACAAAAACGGAAAGCAUGACUUUACGUUCGAUCAUAUUUUCAAGAGUGGUUCCAAACAGGGUGACCUUUUUAAUGUAGUAGGAAAACCUGUUGUUGAGGAUAUUUUUAAGGGAUAUAACGGAACUGUAUUUGUAUACGGUCAAACUGGUAGUGGUAAAUCAUAUACCAUGAUGGGACCAAAUGAAGAUCAUAAGGGAUAUUGCACUGAUUCAAAUUUGAAAGGAUUAAUUCCAAGAAUGAUUGAGGAAAUAUUUGAUAGAGUGGAAAAUUCAGAUCCUGAUAUUGAGUUUACAAUCCAAAUAUCUUAUAUUGAAAUUUAUUUGGAAAAAAUAAGAGAUUUACUGGAUCCACAUCACCAAGAUUUAAAGAUUAAGGAAGACAGAGAAAGUGGAAGAGGUGUAUAUAUUAAAGGAGCAACUGAGGAAUAUGUCACAAGUGUGGAAGAAGUGUAUAAUUUAUUGAAAGUUGGAGCUGGAAAUCGUGUUGUUUCCUCUACAAGAAUGAACGAUGAAAGCUCACGAUCUCACAGCAUCUUUAUUAUCACUAUUGGACAAAAGCACUUGGUUAAUUUAGAUUCAAAAACUGGUAAAUUAUUUUUGGUAGAUUUGGCUGGUUCAGAAAAGGUCAAGAAAACCGGAGCAUCAGGCCAAACACUUGAAGAAGCAAAGAAUAUUAACAAAUCCUUGUCAGCACUGGGUAUGGUUAUUAAUGCCUUAACAGAUGGUGUGUCCAAAUUUGUGCCAUACAGAGAUUCAAAACUCACAAGAUUAUUACAAGACUCUUUGGGAGGUAACUCUAGAACAACAUUGAUUAUAAACUGUUCUAUGAGUUCCUAUAACGAGGAUGAAACACUUUCCACCCUUAGAUUCGGUUUUAGAGCUAAGAAUAUUAAGAACAAGCCUAAGGUAAAUAGAGAACUUUCUGCCAAGGAGCUUCAGAAAUUAUUGGACAAAGCUAAGGAGGAAAUCAGAGAGUUGAAGGAAUAUACAAAUGGUAUAGAAGAAGAACUGAAAAUUUACAAGAAAGGAGGAAUCAAAACCGAAAUCAAAAUUCAAGAUCCAACUGAAACUACAUCCAAAGAAUCUGACGCAAAGGAAGCAGAUCUAAAGCGUCAAGAACUUGAAGAAAAGCUUAACGAACUUUUACCUACCCUUUCCAAAUACAGGGAGAAGUGUGUACUUUUGGAGAAGGAAUUGGUAGAAGAAAAACAAUUCAGAAAUAGGAUUAUGGAUGAAAACAUUCAAUUGAAGGAUGAAAUUAAUCAAGCUAAAGAAGAGGGUGCGCAAUCAUUGGAAGACAUUCACAUCUUAAAAGAACAGCUCAAAGAGAAAUCUGACUACUUGGCAACAGCUGAAAGUUAUAGAAAUGAUUUAGAGAAAAUUAUUCAACUAAAAACCAAUGAAUGCCAGGAAGUGAAAGACUCUAUGAAAGAAGAGCGCAGAAAGUUGGAGUAUGUGGUCAAAGAAAAAGAUUCUGAAGUUGAAGAACACAAGAAGCAAAUGGAACAUUACUGUAGGCAACUCAAUGAAUCAAAAAUCCAACUCUUAACACUUCAAUCCAAACAAGACGAUCCAGACCUUGAGCUUGUAAUGAACUUUAUUGAUAAAAAGUUCAAAAAGAUAACAAAGACCGCUAAAAAGGAAUCAGACAGAGACAGAUUGAGAAAGAGAAGAGAGUCUUUCUUAACUUUGAGAAAAAUUAAAACUGAUUUAAAGAAUAUCCAAGAAGAAAUGGACGAAUCUGACGACGAUUCUGAUGAUGAUGGUGAUGAAACUGGUGACACUGAUUUCAAUGAAGCAGAGUUCAUGCUGCCAUCUCCUCCACAAGAAGUAGUACUUCAAAUUCCACCAACACCAACUGCUAUUGAUGACUCGGAUUACUUUACAGAACCUGUUGUAACCAAUGAAGAAGCACCUUCAUCAGUUUUUACUCAAGUUCCAGAAAGUGAAAGGCUUAGUGAAGCUUUAGAAAGAAUAAGAGAACUGGAAGUUACCAACAAGAAUCUGAAAUCUGAAAGAGAUAACCUUCUCGAAGAUUUAUCAAACAGAGUUGAUAAAGUUAUUGAACUAGAAGUACAACUAGAUGAAAUUACAGACAAGUACAAUACUUUAUCUAAUCAAAAUAUUAUCAAGAAAUAUUCAAGAAAAAUUGAAUGGUUAGAAAGAAACUUGGAACAAGUAACUGUUAACCUUUCACAAGUUCAUAAUGAAAACUCUGAGAUUAUAAUGAAAUUAUCACUGGCUGAGAAGAAGAUCAGAAUGAAGGAAGAAAGACUUACAGAGCUUAACAAUAUAAUUGUUGAACAAACAAGAAAAGCCAAAAAAGAGGCAGACAUGUUCGUCGAAGAAAGGUCCAAAUUGAAUGAUACUAUCAACACGCUCAAAAGAGAACUUGAUAUUUUGAAGCAUACCAAAAUUGUAACAGUACCACCACCACAAAUCGAAAUUGAAAAUACUUCUUCUAAGGUAAGAAGACCAUUAAGAGGAGGCGGAUCAAAACCAAAGAAGACUGAGGAAGACGAAUAUUUCUCAUCACCAGGUUCGACAGCAGAAUUAGAUGUAGAGUUGGACAGCUCAGGUUCCUCUGCCUCAAAAUAUGCAACAAUACGGAAACCAUCCACUGCCUCAACUCACAGGAGGUCAACAUUCAGUUUAAAAGAAUUAUUCUUUGGAAAAUCGAAAUCUGAAAACAUUAAUCUAGAUGCUCAAAAUGUGGACUUGGAUGACAAAUAAAAUCCUCUCUUG